Messenger RNA from Onychostoma macrolepis, 5069 nucleotides. RefSeq names its product neural cell adhesion molecule 1b (gene ncam1b). Gene Ontology annotation, cellular component: neuron projection; membrane. The record is from RefSeq and is a predicted model, not a curated record. Gene Ontology annotation, molecular function: protein binding. Lineage: Eukaryota; Metazoa; Chordata; Actinopteri; Cypriniformes; Cyprinidae. The transcript is spliced from 22 exons. Gene Ontology annotation, biological process: cell-cell adhesion. Bases 675 to 3791 code for a protein of 1038 amino acids.
CGGCGUGUGCACGCGCUCUUGCCUCUCACAGUCUCAGCGCGCGACAUAUGGGCACGCGAAUUUAAACCGCAACAAUAUCAAUACAGUCCAACGAUCAGGAUCCUCGUCCAUAUUCGCAUCCCGUCCAGAAAACUUCGUGGGAACUUCGCAGGCAUAAUUUUACGGAUUACGAUUUUUUUUUUCAUUUCAAGCACGAAAGACAAUAAUAAACAGUAAACACACUGUGUUUCAUAAAGGGAUUGCAAUGUUUCCGACCAAGGCGAUAAUCUUGGUGCUUCUUUCCUUUGGCUGCGCAGUGCUAGUAAACAGUCAGCUUCAUAUGUGGUCCCCACCCCACCCAGACUUUUCUCAUGGUGUUUUUCCUUUUGUCAUGAAGAAACUCUUCCCUGAGGGAUGAUAACCUACCCAUGAUCCCACCGUCAGACUGCAGGCAGUUCAUUUGAAAUCGACAUCUAUUGCUAAACCAGCUGGUUACACAUGCAGUUCAGCUGUGUUGUAGAAACUAUCACAAAUUCAGGUAUUCCCAGUCUCCAGCAGAGACGGAGGAAGGAAUGCCUGCGAAUCUCUUUAUCUCUUACUUUUAAGAUUCAGUGUGACAGUUCUGCAGGGCCAUUUGUUUUCCCAGAGGAAAUCGACAGAUAUGAAAGAGGAUUUCAAAUGAAAUAGGAAGUCAAAUGCUAAAAUUUUCUCUGCAGGUCGAUAUUACACCUGCACAGGGUGAGAUCAGUGUUGGAGAGUCUCGAUUCUUUUUGUGUGAAGUUAUCGGUGGGGCCAAGGAAAUCGAUUGGUUUGCUCCAACCGGUGAGAAAAUUGAGCUGGGCAGACUGGAUAUCAGCGUGAUUCGCAACGACGAGACGUCCUCCACUCUCACCAUCUAUAACGCAAAGGUUGACAACGCCGGCACAUACAAAUGUGUGGCCAGCAGUGGUGAUCGGGAAGCUGAAGCCACUGUCAAUCUAAAGAUAUACCAAAAAAUCACCUUCACAAAUGUCCCAUCACCUCAAGAGUUCACUGAAGGGGACAAUGCCAUUAUAGUGUGUGACGUCAUAAGUUCACCUCCACCCACCGUCCUCUGGAAAUACAAAGGUGCAAAGAUCCAGUUUGAAAAAGAUGUCCGUUUCAGGACUUUGAAUAACAACCAUCUCCAAAUCCGAGGGAUCAGGAAGACCGACGAGGGUGUCUACACUUGUGAGGGCCGCAUUAAAGCCCGCGGAGAGGUUGACUUCCGCAGCAUUAAAGUGGUUGUUAAUGUCCUGCCCACUAUACGAAUCCGUCAAGCGGAAACGAAUGCCACAGCUGACAUAGGCUUCUCAACCCUGCUGGCCUGUGAUGCUGACGGAUUUCCUGAGCCGAUGGUGACCUGGGCACGGAACAAUGUUCCACUGGAGAGCGGCGAUAAAUACAGCUUCAAUGAAGACGGCUCUGAGAUGACAAUACUAGAUGUGACAAAGCUGGACGAGGGAGAUUACACAUGCAUCGCUAAGAACAAAGCUGGGGAGAGCGAACAAGAACUUAGCCUUAAAGUCUUUGUGCAACCCAAAAUCACAUAUCUAGAAAGCCAGACUACCACAGAAAUGGACGAACAGGUCACGUUAACGUGCGAGGCCACCGGAGACCCCACACCCACCAUCACAUGGAGCUUCGGCACCAGGGUCUUCACCGAGGGAGAGCAGGAGCACCAAAAGAGGAUUUAUCAGGCCUCUUGGACUCGACCCGAACAGCACAAGAAUCCUGAUGGUGACGUGUUGGUCCGCAGUGAUGCCCGCGUGUCUUCUCUCACCCUGAAGUACGCUCAGUACACCGAUGCCGGCGAGUAUCUCUGCACCGCCCGCAACGCCAUCGGAGAGACGGCGCAGCCCGUGUAUCUGGAAGUGCGCUACGCCCCGAAAAUCCUGGGCUCAGUAACGGUGUACACGUGGGAGGGCAACCCGGCCAACAUCAGCUGUGAAGUGCUGGCUCACCCCAGCGAUGUGUCUAUUACGUGGCAGCGAGACGGCUUCCAGCUGCCUAACGCUAACACCUCCAAUAUCAAGAUCUACAACACGCCUUCCGCCAGCUACCUGGAGGUCAAUCCAGAGUCUCAGAGCGACUUUGGCAACUACAACUGUUCUGCCUCCAAUGAGAUCGGGACCGAAUCCAAAGAGUUCAUCGUGAUCCCAGCUGAUGUGCCUUCGGCGCCGUCCAUCACUCAAGUGCAGCCGUACUCCAGCACGGCUCAGGUGCUUUUCGAGGAGCCCGAGUCCACUGGAGGAGUUCCUGUGCUCAAGUACCGAGCCGAGUGGAGAGCCGUGGGCCGAGGGAAAUGGGUACAACGAGUCUAUGAGGUGAAAGACGCAGGACUGAGUUCAGUCACAGUCACCGGCCUAAAACCCGAAACCGAUUACGAAGUCAAGAUGUCUGCCAUCAACGGCAAGGGCGAAGGCGACAGCAGCCAGUCAGUGGUCUUCAAAACCGAGCAUGUCCGAGAACCAAGUCCCCCUAUACUAGAGGGAACCCUUCAACCCAAAGGCAAUUCUCUCAAAGUGAAAUGGACCAAACAAGAUGAUGGAGGGUCACCGAUCACCCAUUAUUUGGUCAGAUAUAAAGCUAGGGAAGACUCUGACUGGAAGCCCGAGAUCCGUCUGCCCAAUGUGAGUGAGUACGUAAUGCUGAUUGGGCUGGAGUGGGACACCGAGUAUGAUGUAUUUGUGGUGGCAGAGAACCAGCAGGGCAAGUCCAAGCCCGGCACUCUGACCUUCAGGACCUCAUCGGAGCCUGCAGCAACCACAGACUCCUUGGAAGACGGGCCGAGCCUGAACACUGGAGUAAUUGUUGGUAUUCUUAUACUGGUGUGUGUGCUGCUCUUGCUGAUCGUGGAUGCCACCUGCUGCUUCCUCAACAAGUGUGGCAUCCUCAUGUGCAUCUGCGGUAAACCUGGGCAAAGCACCAAGGGCAAAGACAUAGAGACAGGCAAAGCUGCCUUUGUUCAAGAUGUGUCUAAAGAGCCCAUUGUAGAAGUGAGGACAGAGGAAGAGGCCACAGCCAAUCACGACACAGAAGGCCAUCCCGAGCCCAAUGAGACCACGCCGCUGACCGAACCAGAGCAAGUGACUGAAACUGCCGCCGCAGUGGUGGACUUGCCUCUUUCUGUGGCCACUAAUUCAGACACAGUCACUGACACCUUUGACCUUAGCCAGAGCAGCCCAGUUAGCGAGAGCACCACUCUCACCUCCAGCAUCACAGCACCUCCCUCUGACCCUCUUAACCCCGUCCACAUGACGCCACCCAACAGCAGCACGCCCAAAUCUCACACCAAACCCUCCAUCUCAUCUACCCUGUCUCCCGACCCAGCUAAUGUUACUCUCCUGGUAGAUCUGGGUGAUUCCCCAGAGCCACAAGCUGAGGUUCCUCCAGUGGUCCCUUCAGAAGAACCAGUCCCAGUAUCUCCUUCCCCUCUCAGCGUUGUCCAAGCAGAUGCUGUAAACUCAAAAGUCACAGAAAACGAAUUAGAUUCACCCGAGUCUCAUGCCACUUUAAAUCCCAUCAGCCCACAGGGCAGCGUCGCGAUCCCCUUAGUGAAUCAUGAACAUGUGAUUGAUGGAGAGCUCCCACUGGCUCCAGACACAGACGUCCCUCAGGAUGGGUCACAUGCUGUGGGGACAGCUGGCUCCAGUGGCCCAUCUGUUCCAGCACAGGACGAGAAAAUUCUGGAUGAUGAGAAGAGUACGACUGAGCUGAAGAAAGUUGCGCCAGGCACUGGAGCAGAACCCAACGCCCUCACGCAAACAAACGCCACUGAAAGUAAAGCAUGAGAAGACGAGUAGAGGAAUAAAAGCGUCGCGGUGACCUUGGACGAACGUGUUUAACAGUGCCCUUAAUGAUUUUUCUGAACAAAACAGUGCAUCUACAGACAGAAGUUUCACUUAUGUAUGCAUUUUCAUUUUAUGUUUGUUGAUUUGAGCAAGUUUCUGUAUCAGAGUUACAAAUUCAUACAAUUCAAAGAUAUUCUUAUAGAGCUUCUUGAGUUUCUGUGUCCAUUCUUUCUCUCUUUUUUCUCCAUCAAAAGGAUAAUUAUUAAAGCAGGGCAUCAAGUUAUUCAGGAGAAUGAUUUAUUCAGUAAUACAUGAACGAUUUAUUUGCAAAGUACAUUGUUAAAAUGUAAAUGAUUUCUCCUAUUUUUUUAUCUUGAGUAUUUGAGGGCUAGGUUCGAUUUGUUGUUGGUUUUGUAUUUUAUUAUAUUUUAUCAUAUUUUAUUUACACUUAACUGUUUUGCCUGUUGGAUGAUAACUCGUAAUGGCAGUUAUGUAAAGACAAAAAAAUAUCGUAAGAUAUUUUAACACUGUUAUAUGAAAGUCUGAUAAAGAUUUCAAAUAAGCCAUUUGAUUCGCUACUGAAGUCUUUAUUGGAUCAGUUUUUACAAUUAUUGUGUGUUUCUAAUAUUUGGGAUUUAUACAUUAAAUCAUUCUUCCAACGUGCUCCUAAAGCAUCGACUUGAACUAAAAUAUCUGCUCAUUUUUAUACCUUGUACCUCUGGAGAAAUGUUUCACACUGUCACCUGCAAGCUUGUGCACUGUGAUUGUGUUAUCAAGAUCUUUGUUGUCUUUUUUUUUUUUUUUAAAGAAAAUUUGCAUAGCUUUGCAGCAACUGCUGAUUGUCCUUUUAUAACAUGACAUAUGUUAACAGUCCCGUAUGAAACUGGACUGAUAGGACACGUGACUCUGAGAAGAGUUCUUAUAUCAUCACUCAUUGCAUGACUGUCUGCUUGCCCAUGUCUGAUGUUAAACAAGACUGGCCUGAACUGUAGACCUCAGUUUAUGGCAGUCUGGUGGAGAAAUAGUGAAGAUUGUUGGUUGGGUGUUUCCAUGAUUUCAAUGCUUUCUAUAAUGUUUUGGAGAAAAUGAAAGAUAAUUUUGUUUGCCCAUUGUACACAAGUUGUUCACUGCCAGUUUGCCCCAAAACUGUAAAUGGUUUCAUGUAUAUGGGGAUUUGACCCAUGAAAUAGCAGUGUAAUGGGUGAGCUUUACAAUGAUAAGCAAAGAACGUGUUGUAAAUUGUGUUGUUCUAACACAUUUUAAUUAAACUCAUUAAAA